AUGGUCUCUGUUCGUAUUUCUGAAGAGCCAUUUCUCCGGGGACUUGAUCGCUGCAAGACCAACCUGAUCAGUCGCGCCACUGUACCAACCAAAACUCCAGAAUUGGUUCAGCAACUGAAAUCGCUUUGGUCUAAUCUCAAUCCUUGGACUGUAGCGCCGCUUGGACGUGGGUUUUUCAUGCUUCAGUUUAGCACUUUGAUUGACAUGCAACGAGUUUGGUCCUUGGGUUCUGUCCGUCUCAGCUCUGGGAUGCUUCGUUUAAUCAAGUGGUCGCCUGACUUCUCUCCACUAACGUACAAAAACUCCUUUGCCCAAGUAUGGAUUCGCUUGUGGGAUUUGAGUUUUGCAUACUGGGAUCAGCAAACCCUUUUCGAAAUUGCUUCAGGGAUUGGUACUCCUUUGAAGCUCGAUCCCCGUACAAAGAAUCGUACGAAUGGUUUGUAUGCCAGAAUCCUCGUUGAUGUAGACUUCUCGCAAUCGCCCCCGGAUAAACUUAGAAUAACUAGAGCGAAUGGUGAAGUGGUAAUAAUUGGAGUUGACUUUGAAUCUGUGCCGGCUGUUUGUAGUAAGUGUGGGAUUGUAGGCCAUGUUGCUUCCUCUUGUCAGGUUAUUCAGGGAGCUAGUAUUGAUAUACCAAAUCUGCGAGGACGGUCAGUGGAGCGAACUACUCGUAGGCGCCGUAAAGCUAGAUCACAUAAGAGUAAGCAGCGUGACUCUGGCCAAGCCCCUAUAUGUUCGCAAUCGGCGCAACCAUCUGAGUCAAGGAAAAAUAUUGCAGUUGAUUCUGCUGCAGUCCCAAUAUAUACAUCAACGCAGGUUGUAAUCCCAGGCUUUGAUUCCCUACCCUCUAUGCCGGAUGCGCGCACCAUUGCCCAUGUUUCUCAGCACAAUGCCUUACAGCAGACUGAACAGACUAUUGAGCAGUCUGCAGAACCCAUUAGGGCUCAGGCAGUAGACGUGCAAGUGCAAAGAGUAGAGGAAGUGCAGGCCUCCUCCUCGCUAAGUGUGCCUCCAGGUUUUCAAAGAGUUUUGCCGGGAACAUCACAAGAGUUGGUUCCCUUGGAUGAAGUGAGUUCUGCCUGUGUCCAUGCCGUGGAAGUGGAAGAGGGAGAGUUCACUCCAGUCAUCUCCAAGAAAAACAAAAAAUUGAAGAAAUAUGAGGCAGUCUUGAAGCCUAAGGCAGUUCUUCCCAGCUCUCUCUGGAAAAUGUUAAAUCUUAGUUUAUGUGCUACUAAUGAUCGGGGGUCACAAUCCCCAAAUCUGUGGUUGUUAUGUCCUAUUGAUGUCAGGCCCACCCUUCUCUCUGCAACUGACCAGCAGAUAACAAUCUCUUGCUCUCUAGAAGGUAUUACUUGUACCAUUACAGCAGUUUAUGCCAGAACUACAAUUCAGGGUCGACGUCAGCUAUGGCAUGAUUUGUCGGUUAUUCAUCAAAAUGGAAUUCAGGGGCCGUGGUUGAUGCUUGGUGAUUUUAAUUGUGUUCUUGGUGCACAUGAAAAACGGGGAGGAAAUGUGCCUAAUGCUAUAGCUUGUCGUGAUUUCCAGCAAAUGUGUACUUCUUGUGGCAUGCUAGAUAUUGACACCAAAGGAGUUUUCUAUACUUGGUCGAAUGGCAGAACUGAUGUUAGGCUUGAUAGAGCUUUUGGAAAUUCAGACUGGUUUGAAGCAUGGGCCACCAUUGAGUGUCGUGCCCUUACCAAGGCCUCUUCUGAUCAUCACCCUAUCAUGGUUUCUUGUUCUCGGCUGAAUUUUAUUCCCCAUGCUCCAUUCCGAUUUCAAGGUAUGUGGCUGCAGCAUCCGGGUUUUCUUGCUAUGGUGAGGGAUUUUUGGACUAGUCUUGCAGUUUAUGGUUGCCCAAUGUAUAUUCUAGCAACUAAGCUUCGCGCUUUGAAAGCUAUGCUAAAGGCCUGGAACAUUACUUCCUUUGGUGAUAUUAAUCAAAGAGUUAAAGCUUCUAGGGCUACUUUGGAUAGUGUGCAGCAAGAAAUUUCAGAUUUGGGGCCUACAGAGGACAGAAUUAGGUGUGAAGAGAUGGCCACUCUGAGCUACCAAACAGACUUAUCACUGCAGGAAUCUUUCCUGAGAAGCAAAGCACGUGUUCGUUGGUUAAUUGAAGGGGAUAGAAAUACGGCUUUCCUGCAUAAUCUGGUGAAGAUACGUCGCGUUCAUAAAUCUCUAACAUCAAUCAAAGUUGGUUCUCAAGUCUUUCAUGGCCAGGACCAGAUUUCUCAACAAGUGGUACACCAUUUUGAGGCUUUGUUCAGAAGGGACUCUACUAUUACUGACACAGGGUUAGUGAAUCGCACAAUUCCUGCCCUAGUAACUGAGGCUGAAAAUUUGAGUCUAACAACUAGACCCACAGUGGAGGAGAUUCAUGAGGCGGUUUUGAAUUUGGAUGGUUCUAGUGCGCCAGGUCCUGAUGGUUUCGGGGGUAUUUUUUUUCAGCAGUGUUGGGAAGUGGUUGCUUUGGAUGUAAUUGCUGCGGUAACUAGUUUUUUUGUUAAUGGCUUCAUUCUUCCACAUUUCAAUUCCAGCCUCAUUAUCCUUGUUCCCAAGAAGGACGAGGCUGAUAGUAUCUCAGAUUACCGUCCCAUUGCACUGGCAAAUUUCACCUUCAAGGUGAUCACAAAAAUCUUGGCUGACAGGCUCGGUUUGGUUGCUUCCAGAAUUGUAUCCUCCAAUCAAAGUGGCUUUAUAAAGGGUCGCUCUAUUGCUGAUCCUAUUAUCCUUACUUCUGAAUGUGUGAACCUUCUUGACAGGGAAAGUAAAUGGGGUAAUCUUGCAAUCAAAUUAGACAUCAGCAAGGCUUUUGAUACGUUAGAUUGGGCUUUUUUACUUCGGGUUCUUCAAGCUUUUGGCUUUGCUCCAACUUUUAUUUCCUGGAUUCACAGAGUUCUUCAGUCUGCUUGGUUGUCAGUUCAAAUCAAUGGUAACUCAUGUGGGUUUUUUCAAUGCUCACGGGGAGUUCGCCAAGGUGAUCCCCUUUCUCCUCUACUUUUUUGUUUAGCAGAAGAGGUAUUAAGUCGCGGUUUGUCUAAGAUGGUCUCAAAGGGUAAAAUCUAUCCCAUUGCCGCCCCUCGACGAGUUAACCCUCCCUCCCAUGUCCUUUUUGCUGAUGAUGUAAUGGUGUUUAUGCAAGGUAACCCUCGUAGUCUUCGUGCUCUUAUGAAAUUUUUGGAAGAAUAUGCCAUUAACUCGGGUCAGGUAGUGAAUAAGAAUAAGUCAUCUGUUUUUUUGGGAAAAUAUGCUCAGCGCCGCAAAGUUUUUAUUCAGCAUGUUUUGGGCAUCAGAGAAGGAUCGUUGCCUUUUACUUAUCUGGGGGUCCCUAUUUUUAAGGGAUGCCCUAAGCCGUCCUACUUCAGAGCCAUUGCAGACAAAGUGCGAUGCAACCUUUCUUCUUGGAAGGGUAAGCAACUCUCACAGGCUGCCCGACUUCAAUUAAUUUCUUCUGUUACUCAGAGUCAGCUCUUGCAUAGCUUUCAAGUAUAUUCUUGGCCGCGGCCUCUUCUUUUGAAGGUGCAACAAUGGACACGGAAUUUUUUCUGGUCUGGGGAUCCUUUAAAGAAAGGUUUAGCGCUUAUUGCAUGGGAUACUUGCUGUCGUCCACUUGAUCAAGGUGGGUUGGGUUUAAAGAAUUUAUUUCAUUUCAACCGUGCUCUGCUCCUAAAGAAUUGUUGGAACAUUGUCAAUUCCUCUUCCUCUUCAGCAGCCUUUCUGAGGGCGCGAUUCUUUUCCUCCGACCUGUGUCUUUUGCAGUAUUAUCAGCGUUCCUCUGUUUGGCCAGGCUUUAAGAAAUUAUGGGAUUCCUUCUAUGCAUCUGUUCAAUGGUUGGUGGGAGAUGGUAGUAGAAUUUCUUUUUGGUCAGACAAUUGGUUGGGUACUCCAAUCUCAUCCAUGCAUAGAAUCACGCCGGUGGUGCGGUCCCUUAUGCCUGUCAAGGUCAGUGAUUUCAUUAGGGACAAGCAAUGGGCAAUUUCUUCUACCUUUAAUUUUUUCUUCCCAGACCUUGCUUCAAGAAUUUCUAAAGUGGUAUUGCCUCUGGAGAAUGGGGUGGACCAGGUUAUUUGGCCACAUAAUGCUGCUGGGGUUUUAACUUCAAAGGAAGCUUUUGAUUUUAUUUCACCCCCUAAGCCGAAGGUAAACUGGUGCAAGUUGAUUUGGAAUAAAGCUUUGCAACCGCGAAAAAGCUUGGUGGCUUGGAAGGUUUUAAAUAAGCGGAUUUUAACAGAUGAUUGCUUAGUUCAUGAAUUUUGGGUUUGGCUUGCCUCUUUCUUCCGAAUCCGCCUGCUGCCAGAGAGGAAUAAAAUCAGGUUCCAAGAGGCUACUUUUAAUUUAGCAAGGUUCAAGCAUUGGUUUCUUACUUCUUUGAAAGAGUCUGCAUCCAUUCAUUUUAUGCCAUGUUCUAAUGCUUCUUCCAUGCAAGGCUUGUUUGCUGUUCUUGGCCUUUCUUCCCUUACUGUAAAGGCCCCAAAGUACGUUCCAGUGCAAUGGAUUCCUCCCCCAAUUCAGUGGUUGAAGGUUAACACUGAUGGUUCUUUUCGCAGCAUUGAGAUGGCAGGAUUUGGGGGGAUUUUCAGAGAUCAUGAGGGUCAUUUUAGAGGCGCUUUUGCCCAAAAAGUGGAAGCUCCGUGUGCAAUUGAUGCAGAAGUGUUGGCAGUUAUUGAGGCUAUGAGGAUUGCCUGGGCUAAGAGUUGGACUCACAUCUGGCUUGAAACAGAUUCUAUUCUUGUUGUUCAGUAUUUUACGAAUCCAACCUUGAUCCCCUGGAGGCUGCGGAUUGCAUGGUAUAACUGCUUGUAUCUCACUCGUAUGAUUCAUUUUAAGGUCUCUCACACUUUUCGGGAAGGGAACACCGUGGCGGAUGCUCUUGCUAAUCAUGGUGCGCUAAACGAGGGUUACAGUUGGUGGGAUGAUGUGCCUACCUUUAUAGCUAGGCCUUAUGGGCGGGAUUUGUCUUCUAUGAUUAACUAUAGGUUUCGUUGA
Messenger RNA from Rosa chinensis, 4983 nucleotides. RefSeq lists its product as uncharacterized. Bases 1 to 4983 code for a protein of 1660 amino acids. The transcript is spliced from 4 exons. Gene Ontology annotation, molecular function: nucleic acid binding; RNA-DNA hybrid ribonuclease activity. The record is from RefSeq and is a predicted model, not a curated record. Lineage: Eukaryota; Viridiplantae; Streptophyta; Magnoliopsida; Rosales; Rosaceae.